AUGUCAUCAAUACCAUCCAGCAGCGCCUUUUCGCGCACACGAUCAUUGCGCAAACUCACCAAGUCAGAGAGGGGCGGCGCCAUCAACGGGGAGACGGGCAAUAUCUCUUCCAGCAGACUGCCCGUCAAGGGACAACUCACGGAGACAGCCAGCGCACCCACGGCAACGCGAACCUCAAGAAGCGCCACCGCCGAUGCCACCACUGCGAGAAGCAGCGACCUACUGUCCGGCGUCUUUGCGCGUAUCACGUCGUCAUCGACCCGCUCUCGAGAGACGGGCAGCCCUACGCCCGAGACAUCACCGCCUGGCCGUCUUACCCGUGCUGCUACUGUGCGUCAGCCAUCGACGUCAACCAGGCCUACCACGUCGGGCGGCGGCACGGUCGCUGGACCAAGACCAACCACCUCCUCCGGUGCGCCGACCGCCCGCCGGGUCUUCUCAGGCGCCAGCGUUGGUCAAGCGACCGACAAGGCACCCGGACCCCGGCACGCCCGCGCCAAGUCGUCCGUGACGACCCUCUCCAGCGCAACCACCCUCCGCCCGCCGUCGCAAACCUCCACCGCCAGUUCAUCCAUCACGGCGACAGCAGCAGCACCCAAGCCUGCUCCAAGUACCACCAACACUGGGAAUAACACCGGCAUCCUCAAACCAGCCUUCAAAACCCACCAACAAUCUUAUACCCCGCUCAAACCCUCCGCCCCCAAACCCCCAACUUCCCUUUUUCUCGCCCCGCUGUCACCCUCCAAACAGCCCACCAACAUCGCGCUGUCGGCCGAGACAGCGCGCUUGCAGACCGAGUUGCUGCAGCUGCAUCUCUUGCACCGCGACGCAGGGCGGGUGGUUGACGAGUGGAAGGCCAGUGCGCGGGGGAAGUUGGAGGAGAAGUUUGAGCGGGUCAGACAGCUGGAUGAGGAGAUUGGGAAGUUGGAGGGCGAGGUGGAGGAGGGGAGGAAUAUAGCUUUCAUUGUGGAUUGGGCUAGUAACGUUGGCACGAAGUUACUAUUGUUGGAGGAGAAGGUGGUGAUGCUGGAUUCUGUGGUGAGCGGUGUGUGGAGUGUCGUUGGGGAGCCGGGGGGGAGGUAUGAGAGGGUUGCGAGGGAGUUUGGAGAGUGGGUUGCCAGGGUCGAGGGGAGAGGAAUUGGGGAUGAAGCAGCAGCGUUGGAAUUGAUACCCCCUCUCCCGCCCACCUGGCACGAGGAAGCCGCCCACCUCGCCCGCCGCCUCGACGACUGGCGGAGAAAGCUGCGCGAGCUCGGCCAUCUCCCCACUUCCGCCCCGGACAACACAGACGGAGACGGAGAAGCAGAGCCAGGGCCCAGCCUCGCCCGGAUCCUUGCCGGGUGCCGUGCGCUGGUGCAUGGGAUGCUGGCCGAGCUGGACAUGAUGGAGCAGAUGCAGCGGGAUGCGGCGGCAGCGGAGAUGCGGUGGGUGAGGGAGAUGAACCGGCAUGGACUCCGCGGGACGGACGAGGGGCCCGCGAGGGCCGGAGCGAUCUGGCGGGUCCUGUGA
Parathielavia appendiculata is the source of this 1509-nucleotide messenger RNA. RefSeq lists its product as uncharacterized. The coding region runs from base 1 to 1509 and encodes 502 amino acids. Lineage: Eukaryota; Fungi; Ascomycota; Sordariomycetes; Sordariales; Chaetomiaceae. The transcript is spliced from 4 exons. The record is from RefSeq and is a predicted model, not a curated record.